Messenger RNA from Aspergillus calidoustus, 1698 nucleotides. NCBI's taxonomy places the organism in Eukaryota, Fungi, Ascomycota, Eurotiomycetes, Eurotiales, Aspergillaceae. The record is from the annotation of a GenBank genome assembly.
AUGGCUCGCUCCAACAAGGGGAAACUGAGAAAGGCCAGCAAGAAGACUGCUAGCAAAAACAGUCAGGCAGGCAUUAAACCAAACUAUAUCUCUAUGCAGGAGGAGGCUCGGAAUACUGAAGGACGAAGUCUAUGGCGCACGGAUACGCAACUCCGCCACCGGGCCGUCCAGUUUGUGAGUGCAGGCAACAUAGAACCGGCCCAGAAGUUUGAUUCAACAUCAACACCCUCUGAGGAUGGUCAAAUCCAAUGCCCAGAGCCCGACCAUGAACCUACCGCGGAAGUUCAGCUUGACACUGAAAAUAAACCAAUGACAGACAGCAUCACUGCGGUCACGACGGUAUUGCGCCCCACUGUCCAACAGAGGUCACCUACACCUGAAGACUCCAGUGAGGACGAGGUUGUUUUUCGAGGUCGACGUAACAGAAAGGAGUCAUAUCUGGUCAAACCUGUGCAGAAUAUCCUCACCACCCCCGGCUCUCAAGAGGACGCUCCUUGUGAGCCUGCGCUCAAUGUGCCCGAUCAUGGCGCUUCAACGGAUGUAUCAGGUCCUAGAAUAGCUUCCUCCAUCAAUGAGUCUCCUGAUUACAUCCAGAUCGACGACUAUGCUAUGUACAGGGACUCUGAGACGUCCGAUGAAGAUCAGAUACUAGCCGAUUAUAUUGCGAACAUGGAUGACACCUCUGACGGCGACGAUUCGUCGUCUUCACCGAACGAGGACCGCGAUCAAGACGAGGAUCCAAAAGUCGAGGCUCCGGUGAAAGGUUCCCAUGAUAUGGUCCUCGAUUCGGACAGCGGGAGUUUGCAUUCUGACGGUCCUGAAAUGUCGGGAGACCUGGAUCUUGAUAGUUUGGCAGAAUUUGUUUCCUUUGGUCGAUCGAAGGCAGGCCACAAGAAGAGCAGAUUCGCCGAAGCCUCCGCCUUUGCUGAUGCGCUGGAACUGGAUCCCUACUAUGGCUUCGAUAUCAUGGAUUUUAGUCGACCGAGCCUGCGGAAAAAGGCAAAGAAAGGUUCUGAUAACUUCAACUUUGACGUUGACGAGGAGUUGGAGGCGGAGAUGUUAAAUGCCUGGAAUCACGAUAGACUCAAGAAAAAGUCAAAGAAGAAGGAGCGGGAGCAGCUCCGAGCGCAAGGAUUACUUGGCCGACGCAAGAACGACCCGGACUUGAAGAUCAAAUAUGUUGAUGGUAUUGGUAUUGAGGACUUGAAAUCCGAGAUACGUCUCUUUAUACUGUCACCGAAAAACAGCCUGUCCCUCCCUCCUAUGACCAAGCAUCGGAGAAUGCUAGUUCAUGACAUGGCCCAUGUCUUACGUUUGACCUCGAAGUCGCGAGGGAAGGGUUCACUGCGAUUUCCCGUCUUGUCGAAAACCACGCGCACCCCGAAGUACACGCCGAAGACUAUCUCUCAGCUAGACCGGGUAUUGUCACGGGAGAAGUUUGGCCCCCGUGCGUUGAAGGCAUGGGAUAAAACAGGCGCUCGCCCAAACAAAGCCAAGGCUGGCCAGGGCAAUGUUUCAUAUAUGGAUGGGGAUGUUGUCGGCGCGUCGGCACCCGAAAUAGGGGCCGAGAAUAUAGGGAGAGCAAUGCUGGAAAAGAUGGGGUGGAGUAGAGGGACUGCUCUUGGUGCUACUCACAACAAAGGCAUUCUCCUCCCGGUCUCGCAUGUAGUGAAGAACUCGAAAGCUGGCCUUGGAUAG